AAUUGUGGUUGUAAAAAAGUGAUAUGUUUUCAGAAGCUGAGGAGGAAUCGAAGCUUUUGGAUUAACAAUGAGCUUAUAUUAGUCGCAAAAGGAUGACCCUCUUGAGCUAUAAAGACGAGCUAGCCCCUGGCGGAGGGGUCAGAUGCAACUAGACUGCAGAGCCUGUGAGACCAGUACAAGCAUUGAAGUCUACAUGAAUCCUCCGCUUCGCAGUCACAUGUAUAUCUGCUAGUCUUCAUGCCAUGUACACUAAGCUUCCAGUCAACUUAAAUGCUGCCCAUUGAAACCUUCUUUCUUGUCUGCUCAAGCUCAGACUCGGUGUCUUCAUUGUGACCAACCUUCGGCGAAGACAACCGACGGUCUUGAGCAGUUCCUGUUUCUUCUUCCUCUUUUUUAUCUACUUUUGUUUUUCUCCAACCAUUCAGUUUCUUGUAUCAUGGCACCAGCAUCCGACUCCGCGGUGGAAGAGCCGAGUCUCGCCAAUACAGGUGCGGUGAUGAAGUCCUUGAGUGAUCUGGUGGUGCAGAACGGCAAUGGAGUGCAUGUCCGCUGCCGAGACGAUGGACUCAAGGACACCAAGGCUGGAAUAGAAAUCAAAAUCAUGUCAGACUUGGGCACUGAAAGCAACGGCGUUGCGGCGCAUACUAACACCAAUGACAUAAGGUGCGAGGGUUAUGUGCCGUAUGCAGUAAAACUGGUGGAGCAAAGGCCGCCUGGUAUACUGGGCAUGGGGACUGCCAAUCCUCCGCACACAUACAAAAUGGAUGAGUUUGCGAAGAUUCUGGCAAAGCCUGAGUUCAAUGGGCCUCCUGGGGCCGAAGUGUUUGUAGACCGUAUCUGUAAAGCAUCCGGCAUAAAGAAGAAGCACACUGCUGUAACCGCAGAUGAAGUCUACGCCGGAUACCCCAACAUCUACAAUUUCGGUGAGCCUUCCUUGGACGACCGCUUUAAGCUCUUCGAGAAGCAAGGCAUGAAUAUCUCUAUAGAAUGUUCAGAGAGGGCACUGAAGGACUGGGGUGGCGACAGAUCUGCGAUUACCCACUUGAUCGUCUUCUCCUCUACUGGAAUGCUCACACCAGCCAUUGAUUAUCGCCUGCUUGAGGCGCUAAACUUGUCCCCAAAUGUGAAACAUUACUUCGUUUCGUUUCUCGGUUGUCACGGGGGAGUCAUCGGGCUUCGCACUGCCUGUGAAAUUGCGGAAGCGGACCCCAAGCACCGGGUAUUGAUUGUGUGCACUGAGCUCAGCUCCGUGCAGGCGCAGAACAUCGACCCAGCGUUCACGCGACUGAAUAACAUCGUGACGCUCACAAUUUUCGGCGACGGCGCUGGAGCCGUUGUGGUGGGUCAACCCUCGAAAACGGAGGUACCAUUCUUCGAGAUGAUCAGAUGCAAGUCCACGAUUAUACCGAACACCUCCAAGAGCAUAUCAGUCAUGAUCACCCAGCAUGGUCUUGACGCUAAUUUGGAAAAAGAUGUGCCUAAGAACGUCUCUUCUAGUACUGGUGUCUUUAUGAAGAGUCUCCUCGAUGAGUUUGGCCUGGACUUCGCCUCUGUCGGCUGGGCUGCUCAUCCUGGCGGCAAGCCCAUUCUCGAUGCUAUCGAAAAGGUUUGCGGGCUCCUACCCGACCAGCUCGAGAAUAGCAGAUCUGUGCUGGAGAACAAAGGAAACAUGAGUUCUGCGAGUGUGUUCUUUGUGCUGGACGAGUUUAGGAAGAAGGGAAGGGUUGCAGGUAGAGAUUGGACGGUUGCCUUGGGAUUUGGACCUGGUAUAUCCAUUGAAGGCGUAUUGCUCCGUAAUAUUUACCAUUGAAGUCAUUUCGUUGUAGUCAAUAAGUGUCACCGAUACAUUUGUGCGCUUAAUGUUAUAUUUUACUACAUUAGGACUUCGUGACAUCCUUGUUCAUGAUGGAAUUCGGUGCUCUCGCUGUCACUCAAGUCCUUGUGUAGUAACUUUAGCGAUGCGUCAGCCGUGAAUGGUUUGUGUUGUUUGUAACACAGUCGAUCUUCUUAAGGAUACUAGUUCUGUUCUGUUAUUCUUUAGCCAUGUACAUAAACUAAGUCCUGUGUUGGUUUACACCAGACGAUGGCUUAAGGUUCUGUAGCUUAAACGUCGUUAUUAGUAAAUUACUGGAUUUGAACAGUAACAUCAUGUUAUUCUAUUAUAUUCAAUAAAGGCCAUUUUCUGUCUUAA
Physcomitrium patens is the source of this 2191-nucleotide messenger RNA. Its product is annotated as 3-oxoglutaric acid synthase 1. The record is from RefSeq and is a predicted model, not a curated record. Gene Ontology annotation, biological process: polyketide biosynthetic process. NCBI's taxonomy places the organism in Eukaryota, Viridiplantae, Streptophyta, Bryopsida, Funariales, Funariaceae. Gene Ontology annotation, molecular function: acyltransferase activity, transferring groups other than amino-acyl groups.